AUGGAUGUUGGUCAUUUAGAAGAUGAGGCUCUCAAGAGAAGAGAGAAAGUAAAAGCACUCAAAAGAAAAAGAGAAGGACAUGAUCCCACGGAAAAUAAUUCCAACAAAGAAGCUGCUCCUUUACCAAAACCAAGUUUUCGAAGCUACAAGCCAUCACAUGAAAAACUACAAGAAUUUGUAGCAGAUCUUGCAAAGCCUGGAGAUGUAACAUCUGAAGUUGCAAAACAGUUAGAAUCAGUGAAAUCAGAACCAGUUAUAGAUCAACUGGAUGUUACUUCAUUGGCUCCUAGAAAACCUGAUUGGGACCUGAAGAGAGAUGUAGCUAAGAAACUGGCCAAGUUAGAAAGACAGACACAAAAAGCAAUUGCUGAACUCAUAAGGAUAAGACUGAAGGAAAUGAACAGCACAGGGGAUUUAGCAGAAAUGGUUAAUGCAGGUGCAACAAAUAGUGGUCUGUGA
Phaedon cochleariae (mustard beetle) is the source of this 459-nucleotide messenger RNA. The record is from the annotation of a GenBank genome assembly. NCBI's taxonomy places the organism in Eukaryota, Metazoa, Arthropoda, Insecta, Coleoptera, Chrysomelidae.